Molecule: messenger RNA, 764 nt
Organism: Micromonas commoda
Lineage: Eukaryota; Viridiplantae; Chlorophyta; Mamiellophyceae; Mamiellales; Mamiellaceae
Exons: 1
Coding region: 31-711 (226 amino acids)
Source: RefSeq, a predicted model, not a curated record
GGUGGGGUGUGGACGGCGUUUUGCAACGAGAUGAGCGUGGGGCGCGUCGCGAGCGGCGGGAACCUGAGCGGGGACGACUACGAGCAGUCGGAGACGGAGCCGUGGGUACGGCGGCUUCCGCCCAAUCCGCGCCGAGUCAAGAACGCGCCCAAGACGGUGUACCUCGACAUGAGCCACGAGACUGCGCUCAUGGUGGACACGCGGGGCGGGGUGUGGGCGUGGGGCAAGGGGAACGAGGGGCAGACGGGGCUCGGGCACACGAGGACGGCGACGUCCCCCGCGGGUCCCCUCCGCGGCGCGCUCGAGAACGUCAGGGUGGAGCGGGUGGUGGCUGGCGACGAGCACUGCCUGGCGAUAGCCGCCGACGGGUCGCUGUACGGGUUCGGUCGAGGGGACGACGGCAGGUUAUGGGGCGCGAUGAGGAACGUGCGGUCGCCCGCGUCGCUGUGCGCCGGUCGGGCGUUCGCGGCGGUGGCGUGCGGGAGCGUCGUGGACGCGAUGGGCGGGUCGAAAGGGGCGUGCGUCGGGGUUACCAAAGACGACCAAAGGGUUACCAAAGACGGCGGCGGGACGUGUUACACGUGGGGGUCGCCGAGGCCGUGGCUGGGACGGGGCGGAUCGGACGCGGACGACGCGAUGUGGGCGAGGUCGAACGACAUCGGGGCGGUGCGUUUCGACGAGAGCGGUGACGGCGGUGAUGGGUUUAGGUGACGGGGCGAACGAGGACUGGUAUCAGGACUGGUAUGACGAACGACGUACCUUUG